CAACGAUUUAGUUCGGUUUUAUAAGGUUGUUUUUUCAAGGGUGGUUUAGGAGGUUAGAGUUAUAGUAGCAAUUGGUACUGGAGAAGAUUGGAUUUAAUUUUUAUAAAAGGAGUGGACUCUUAUUUCGUCAUGGCUGGAAGGUCUAUAAAAUUAGGAAACGCACUAAAAGAACUAAGAAUACACUUUUGCCAGACUUCUGAUGCCAGUAAGGGUGUAAGGGACUUUGUGGAAAAGUUUUAUGUACCAUUGAAACAAGCAAAUCCAAAGUUUCCUAUUCUUAUUAGAGAGUGCAGUGGAGUACAGCCCAGAGUUUGGGCAAGAUACGGGUAUGGAAAGGAGUCAAGUGUUUCCCUGACUAAUGCACAAGCAGAAAAUGUUCUGAAGGAAAUAGAAAAACUUGCAGCAAAAAAUUGAUUUCUGAGCAACAGAUUUUGUAUGUAAAUAAGUUAUAAAUUGUUAGUAGGUAAUAAAUGUGAAUAGUUUAACAUUGUUUAA
This is a messenger RNA of Homalodisca vitripennis (glassy-winged sharpshooter), 495 nucleotides long. RefSeq names its product NADH dehydrogenase [ubiquinone] 1 alpha subcomplex subunit 2 (gene ND-B8). The transcript has 3 exons. The record is from RefSeq and is a predicted model, not a curated record. NCBI's taxonomy places the organism in Eukaryota, Metazoa, Arthropoda, Insecta, Hemiptera, Cicadellidae. Bases 130 to 414 code for a protein of 94 amino acids.